Messenger RNA from Cutaneotrichosporon cavernicola, 3000 nucleotides. RefSeq lists its product as uncharacterized. Gene Ontology annotation, biological process: reciprocal meiotic recombination; double-strand break repair via homologous recombination. The transcript is spliced from 28 exons. Lineage: Eukaryota; Fungi; Basidiomycota; Tremellomycetes; Trichosporonales; Trichosporonaceae. The coding region runs from base 1 to 3000 and encodes 999 amino acids. The record is from RefSeq and is a predicted model, not a curated record. Gene Ontology annotation, cellular component: nucleus. Gene Ontology annotation, molecular function: ATP-dependent chromatin remodeler activity; DNA translocase activity; ATP binding.
AUGGGGACUGGGGACGCUCACUAUUUUAUGGUUCAAUGGCGCAAGCCACAGCAGAAGAAGCACAAAACAUGGGACGGCGAUGCGUUCAUCAAAGUCGAGGGGAGCCGGGUGACCAUGAUCUCCGAGGAGGGCAAGCACAUGGCAACAACAUCGCUCAUCGGUGGUCUCCCAGGCCCCGGAUCCGAGAUGCGGAUCGGCCAGAUGGAUUGCGAGGUUGACCGGGCCGUGUCUUACGAUGAGUUCAACCGCGCAACAUGCUGUCUCAACAACCCCAUGAAUGCGCCGCUCAACUCGUCGGCGAAUCCGACCUCCCGGCCUGGCGGUACACCGAAGCCGUUCAAGGCACUCAUGGUCAACGGACGGGGCCCGACCCCGGUGGCAGCACGAGCGAACCCCCUAAAUCGCCCCUUCACUCCCGUCACGCCAACAGCAGGUCCCUCACGAGCGGCCAGAACACCUUCCUCAGCCACACCUUCUUCCCACUUCGCCGCGGCAGCGGACACAGCACCGCCACAGUCGGCGCAGUCGUUCUAUGGCCAGCCUGCAAACCCUGCGAAGAAGAUCUUCAUCGGUGACAGGAACAACAAGCAGCGCGAGGCGUGGGGCGGCGCUCUGCAUGAUCCAAGAGCUCCCGGCGCGCUUGUCCUACCCCGCCCACCGGAGUCGGAGGCGAAGCGCAUGGGCGUGACUAUCAACGACGUUGUUGUUGACCCUGCUAUUAGGGAGAAGCUGCGCGACCACCAGCGUGAAGGUGUCUCGUUCAUGUACCGCUGCGUUAUGGGGAUGACGGGAGCCAACGGAACAGGGUGUAUCCUCGCGGACGAGAUGGGCCUUGGCAAGACGCUGCAGACAAUUGCGCUUAUCCACACCCUUCUCAAACAGUCGCCCUGGUCUAAUGAGUCGAAAGUGAUUGGGAAAGCCCUCGUCGUCUGCCCAGUGUCUCUCGUCAACAACUGGGCCCAGGAGUUCAAGAAAUGGGCUCGCGGAGACAUCACUGUCGUCGCCGUUGGCGACAAGGAGGAUAUGCGGACUGCUGCCUUCCCCACCAAUCCCAACUUGCACGUCAUGAUCAUCGGUUACGAGAAGCUUCGCAAGUACAUCAAGAAGAUCAAGUACUGCCAGCCUCCCAUCGGCCUAAUUGUCUGUGAUGAGGGACACCGCCUCAAGUCCAAGGACAACAAGACUACCAAGAUGUUUGAUGAGCUCUCCUGCACGCGUCGUAUCCUCCUGACGGGUACACCGGUCCAAAACGAUCUAGGCGAAUAUUGGGCAAUGGUACGUGUCCAUGAAGUUCCAGCUGCUGAUUACCUGGCUGAUUUCGCUUGCCCGGGGGUCUUUGGAACUUACUCCGCGUUCUCGCGACAGUUCGAGAAGCCGAUCCUCAAGGCGCGCACUCCUAACUGCAAUAGGAAGGAUGCCGACGUCGGCCUGGACCGCAGCGAGCAGCUCAAAGAGCUCUCGCUCGAAUUCGUGCUGCGUCGCACCUCAGAAGUGCUGACCAACUUCCUCCCUCCUAAGUCCGAAUAUGUCCUCUUCGUUGCCCCCUCAACGCUGCAGUUGGAGGUCUUCCGCCGUCUUUUGGGAGGGUCACGCGAUGUGACGGCCAUGCUUCGCGGUAUGAGCAGCACACAGAGCCUUGCAACAAUCGACCUGCUUCGUAAAGUGGCAAACUCUCCAACGCUCCUCCGCAAGAAGGAGGAUGGAAGUCGCGAUGAGGAUGCGCUCGACUUAGUGCAGUCUGCUCUAUCUGUCAUCCCUCCAAAGACCAGAACGGUCGACGCGACCAUCAGCGGCAAGCUGACUGUUCUCGAAAACAUCCUCAGCUCGGUUGCGUACGCACGCACUGAGAAGAUCGUGGUCGUCUCGAGCUGGACGACAACACUCAACCUCAUCCAGGACCUGUGCAUUCGGCAUCGGUACGACUUCCUCCGCCUGGAUGGAAGCACGCCACAGAAACAGCGCCAGGAGCUGGUCGACCGAUUUAAUCGCGGCUCCGUCCAGGACAGUAUGGUCUUCCUCCUCAGCGCCAAGGCGGGUGGUGUGGGCUUGAACCUCAUUGGAGCAUCGCGUUUGGUUCUCUUUGACAGCGACUGGAACCCAUCGACCGACCUCCAAGCUAUGGCUCGUAUCCACCGUGACGGCCAGAAGAAGCCGGUGUUCAUCUAUCGCCUGCUGACGGUGAAUACGAUUGACGAGAAGAUCUAUCAGCGGCAGAUCACGAAGAUGGGGCUCUCUGACCAGAUGCUGGGUGACAGCAGCGGCGGGAAGACUGCCAAGGAUUCUUUCUCGUUUGAGGAGCUGCGCGACAUCUUCACUGUCAGUCCCCAAACAGACGGCUGUGGAACUCACGACCUCCUUGGUUGUGACUGCGGUGGCAGGGGCGGAGUGAAGCUGAAGGGGUCCGAAGAGCCUGAUACGCCGGAGGCCGAUGACGGCGACAGCAGCUCGGAAGAGGAUGCCCAGGCGGGCUUUGUCAGCGCCUCGCAAUUCGAUCCUGAGCCGACUGCCAAGAUGGUUCGGAAGGCCACAAAGGCACAAGCGGACAAGCUUGCCGCGCUCAAGGAGUGGGCACACGUUGACGCGUUUGAUAGCGCGUCAGUUGGCGGGAUCAAGGACGACCUGCUGUAUAACUUGCUCCGCGAUGCGCAGAAGACAGACGAAGCCAAGGCCACGAAGAGGGCCAUGAAGGAUGAGCGGCCCAUCAAGAAGCUUCGCGCGGCAGACAGCAGCAGUAGCAGUCGGGUCACCUCUCCAUCUGUUGAAUCGCCGGCGACAUCGCCCUCCCUCGAGAGUGACGGCAGUGGCGUGGAUGACAGUGACGAGGAGGCCAUGCGCGUGCCGGCACGCCGGAAGAUGCGGCCUCGGGCCAGCCGCGCCAAGGCCCCUAUCGACAUGGGCAUCGACCGCGUCAAGAAGCACAACCUCCACAUGAUCGCGGCGGACGGAGGCGUCGGGCGCAUCCUGUAUGUGUUUGAGAAGGAGUCUAGCGCACGCAUUUAG